UCUCACCUUGUUGGAUCAGAACUCGACCUCACACCACGACGCAACGCAACCCCAAGUCAGCUGGACUAUAGUUAAAACAACAGUAAACAAUUUCCAUUUUCGACAACUCUUACACACAUCUAGUCGCAGUAUAGGCUAGCAUAUCCGAAACCACCGUAUCGGCAUGCCGCACCACAUAACAAACUGCGUCUUUGCGCGCACGAGCCUGACAACCUGCGACGUCUUUGUCAGAGCCUUGGCUCACAUGAGCCCCAGGGCGGAACUAUCACCCGAGGAAUUUAUUGAAGCAGCAAGUCCAUGGUUUCUGGAUACCGAAACAGUGUGGAGUAGGGUGUUUCUCACGGGCACAGGAUGA
Molecule: messenger RNA, 355 nt
Organism: Bipolaris maydis ATCC 48331
Lineage: Eukaryota; Fungi; Ascomycota; Dothideomycetes; Pleosporales; Pleosporaceae
Source: RefSeq, a predicted model, not a curated record